Messenger RNA from Macrosteles quadrilineatus (aster leafhopper), 1763 nucleotides. Its product is annotated as cytochrome P450 6k1-like. Gene Ontology annotation, molecular function: oxidoreductase activity, acting on paired donors, with incorporation or reduction of molecular oxygen; monooxygenase activity; heme binding. The record is from RefSeq and is a predicted model, not a curated record. The coding region runs from base 106 to 1635 and encodes 509 amino acids. NCBI's taxonomy places the organism in Eukaryota, Metazoa, Arthropoda, Insecta, Hemiptera, Cicadellidae. The transcript is spliced from 6 exons.
CAAUUAUCCAAUCAGCUGGUAGAGAAACUGCCAGUCAUUGUUGUUUAGAAACAAUCUGUUCGGAAUAACUUCAGUAUCUCUAGUGUUGCUGUGAAUUUCUGUCCAAUGGCGGGCAUUUUGACAACAUCGUUGCUUUCUUUAAGUUUCGUUUUCGUAACUUUGAUAUUCAUUUUCUACCUAUUCGUCAAAUCCCUUUACACAUACUUUGAAAAAAGAAACAUCCCUUACGACAAACCAACCUUCCCAUUCGGGAGUUUCUAUUCAUGCGCUCUUUUGAAGAAAUCUUUCGCAACAGUUAUAUCUGACGUUUACUUCAAAUACAAAAAACACAAAUUAGUGGGCUUUUACUCCUUUUGGAAAAAACAAAUCCUCAUAGCUGACCCUGAAAUAAUAAAGAACAUUCUGGUCAAGGACUUUGACGUGUUUGCCGAUAGAGGUGUUUACUACAAUAAACAGAAAGAUCCGUUGUCAGCUCACUUGUUCGCUCUGGACGGCAAAGAAUGGAAACCUCUUCGAGUCAAGAUUACUCCAACCUUCACAUCGGGGAAGAUCAAAGGCAUGUUCAACACAAUUGCGAACUGCGCGGAGGAAAUGAACACCUACGUUGAAACUAAAAUGUCCCAGAAUAAGGCUGUGGAUGUUUUAAAGGCAUUCUCUAGGUACGGACUGGCUGUGAUAGCCAAUAUUGGUUUUGGACUGGAUAGUGACGCUCUGAAGAACGACGACUCCUCCUUUGUGAAGAUGGUCUACAGGAUGUUGGAGCCUACGGUGGAGAGGUUUGCAGCGUUCAUGUUGGCAUUCAAUGAGAACCUUGCCAAGAUGCUUGAUGCGCGAGUGACGCCAAAAGUUGUGUCAGACUUCUUCCUUGGGAUGGUCUCUGAGACAAUCAAGUACCGAGAGACAAGCCAUGUAGUCAGGAACGACUACCUUCAACUGCUUCUACAGCUGAGGGAGUCUGGCCUCACGAAUGAGGAAGGGGAAGGCUAUAACUUCACCAAUGAAGAGAUAGCAGCGCAGUCCUUCGUGUUUAUCCUUGCUGGGUCUGAGACUACUUCAGCGACGCUGAGUUUCUGUCUGUACGAGCUCGCGCUGAACAAGUCAGUGCUGCACACGCUGCUGACGGAAGUCGACUCUCUUACAUCAAUCACAUACGAUAGCAUCAACUCUCUGCCGUACUUGGACAUGGUUAUUGACGAAACCUUACGCAAGUAUCCGCCUCUAGGCUUCCUCAAUCGUGUGUGUUCCCGCGACUACUACGUACCUCAGGCUGACACCACCAUUGAGGCGGGAACACAGGUCUUCAUCUCCAUACAGGGUCUUCACAACGAUCCCACUUUCUUUCCUGAACCAGACAAAUUCAAUCCAGAAAGAUUUAGCAAAGAAAACAGAGAGAAAAUAAAACAGUACACCUACAUGCCAUUUGGAGAAGGCCCACGCUUCUGCAUAGGUAUGAGGUUCGCCAAGGUGACGGUCAAGACGGCAUUGGUGACUCUUCUCAGGCGAUUCCAGUUCCGAUUGGACGCAAAUGUUCCGAUUCCAUCUAAAAUUGAGCCCAGAACUGUCAUCACACUUCCGGCGGGAGGUAUGUCGGUCAUACUGGAACCUCGAUCAGCUGUUUUGACUGGCAGAGCGUAAAUCUAGAACUCAGGAUAAAAUCAGAAAAUUUCCUUAAGAUUUACCGUUGACUUUUGGUUACAGAAGUAGACACCCCAUCUAUAUGGAUCAGUUGUAGACAAUGUUUUAUUCAAUAAGUACAUAAUUGA